AUGCGCCGGGGACCUGGAAGUGGCUGGAUCCGGGGCAUGCGUGUUUCCAUGAGUGUGGCGGAGAUGGGGAGCCAGGAACCCUCCGAGCCCCCGUCGCCGGGAGACGCGACGCAGAACAGCGCCCGGCCUGCGGACCGCCACGGCCUGUUGAAACACAGCUGUGGGUUCUUGGACUUCUGGGACAUUGCGAAGCCUGAGCAGGAGACGCGACUUGCGGCCACGAAGCUGCCGGAGUAUCUGCGCGCUAGGCCGAAGAUGGAGCGGCGGGUUUGGGGCAGGGGCCGCGCACUUCCCGACAAGGAAGCGGCGGCGGGCCCGGGAUUUGGGAUGGGGGCACGUGGUCGCGAACCUGGAUGAUAAGGUGCACGGGGUGUGCAGCUUCUUGUCACCGUUCAACGCGAGGGUGCGCUUGGUUCCGCAGGGGUCUGAGAUGAAAUACGCCCUGAAGCGGCUAAUCACGGGACUCGGGGUCUGGCGAGAAACAGCCCGGCCCUGCUACA
Molecule: messenger RNA, 500 nt
Organism: Callithrix jacchus (white-tufted-ear marmoset)
Lineage: Eukaryota; Metazoa; Chordata; Mammalia; Primates; Cebidae
Source: RefSeq, a predicted model, not a curated record